Messenger RNA from Populus trichocarpa (black cottonwood), 5310 nucleotides. Its product is annotated as histidine kinase 2. Gene Ontology annotation, molecular function: phosphorelay sensor kinase activity. The record is from RefSeq and is a predicted model, not a curated record. Lineage: Eukaryota; Viridiplantae; Streptophyta; Magnoliopsida; Malpighiales; Salicaceae. Gene Ontology annotation, biological process: phosphorylation; phosphorelay signal transduction system. The transcript has 14 exons. Bases 606 to 4391 code for a protein of 1261 amino acids.
CAUUGAUUCCAGUUGGGCUUACACAGAAACCAACCUCUUUUUUUUUUUUUUUUAACUCGGUGAGGAGUUUUUCUUUGAAAAAGUAGUUUCUUUGUUUCAUUCUUGUGUAUAGAUGGAUGGAUGCUCCUACUAACUUUUGUGCUAAUACACAGAGCUAGAAAGAAAGGGAGAUGUAAGGAAGGAAACAGCUAUGUUUUUUCUUACCUCAUUAAACGAUUCCCUUACAGCUUCCUAAAUAAUAACUGAGCUUUACCUCAGCUUCCUGUUUGCUAUGAUUAGUUUCUUCAUUUAACUUCUCUCUCUCUCUCUCUGUCUCUCUCUCUCUCACAGACAACAAAAAAGAAAAGAUAAAAGAAAAAAGGUGCCUGUUUUGAUUUGGAUUUAAUGCUCUUGCAGAAAAGAAACUUAGUAUUGAACCAUAAAGUGGAAUAUAUCAUAGAUCAAAGAAGGUGGACCACUUUGUUUUUCCUUGCAAAUUUUGCGCUCUAGCUCCUGCCUUCUAAGUGGGUUUUGUUUGUAAAGUAUAAAGGAUUGAUUUUGAUGAGCUUUCCCAGGUGGAUUCUUACAGUGUUUGAGUCUGUCAUUGGGGAAAGGGGGUGAUUUUGAUGAGUUGUACUGGUGGUGGAGCUGGGGUUUUUGUCAAGUUUUCUAGGCUCUUUGUGAAGAGACACAGGUGGGAGUUGGUGAAAAUGUCUAUUAAUUGCAAGCUUUCUGGUUCAAAUGGCACAUCACAAGAAAGUUUCAAGCUGAGGAAGUCAAAGGAGGUUUUGCAUGAAACUAAUUCUGCCAGGAAAUGGAAGAGAAAGUUUCUGCUUCUCUGGUUUCUAGGUGUUGCUGUUACUAUAGGGAGCAUUUGGCUUCUCUUCAGCUUUGAUAGUGGGGCAUUGGGAAGGAAAGGUCAGAGUCUAGAUUCGUGUGAAGAAGGAGCUCAGGUCUUGCUUCGCCAUUUCAAUGUCAGCAAGAACCAGCUUCAUGCUUUGGGUUCUUUGUUCUCUGAUUCAGAUCAGGUAGCAUCCCUUGAUUGUACCAAGGAACCAGGACCGGAAAUGCUAAUAAAUGAUGGCAUUGCCUGUGCACUGAAGGUACCAUGUUCAAAGAAGCAGGAAUUUCAACAGCACAUCAGAUGGGUCGCUGAAGAUGUAGGGCCUAAUGGAAAAUGCCCGGUUCAAGAUGAGAAUGAAUUCAGGAAGCUUGAUCGAUCAUUGCUGGAUGAGUCUGCAUCAUUUGUUUCACAAUCUACAAUUUCAUCAAUUUCACAGGAUUUUGGAAAGAGAAGGGAAGUGGACUGUGCAGAAGAUCAUUGUAAACUUUUUUCAUUUGAUUUGGUAAAAGAAUGCUGGUGGGUCCUUGUUGGAAUGAUAGUGAGCUGCAUACUAUUGGGUUAUAACUUAAAAUUUUGGAGGAAACAAAAUCAGAAGCUAGUUCAGCUGGAGCCAGUGCCUCAGCAGCGGCAACAAUUGUUGCAGAUGAAUCAACAUCAACUAUCCCACAGUCCUCCUAGAGGUGCUGGCAAGUGGAGGAAGAAACUUCUUAUAAUAUUUGUCCUGCUUGGAGUGCUUGUAUCUAUUUGGUUGUUUUGGCACUUGCAUGAAAAGAUAAUAUCAAGGAGGGAAGAGACUCUUGCUAACAUGUGUGAUGAACGGGCACGAAUGUUGCAGGACCAGUUCAAUGUUAGCAUGAACCAUGUACAUGCCUUGGCUAUCCUUGUAUCCACCUUUCACCAUGGAAAAAAUCCUUCUGCUAUUGAUCAGAAAACAUUUGGUGAAUAUACCAAGAGAACAGAUUUUGAGAGGCCACUUACUAGUGGUGUUGCUUAUGCUCUAAAAGUUCCUCAUUUAGAGAGGAAGCAAUUUGAAGAGCAGCAUGGAUGGACAAUUAAGAAAAUGGGAACGGAGGACCAGACUCUAGUCCAAGACUGUAUUCCAGAUAAAUUGGAUCCUGCACCCAUCCAGGAUGAAUAUGCACCUGUGAUUUUUUCUCAAGAAACAGUCUCUCAUAUUGUCUCAAUUGACAUGAUGUCUGGAAAGGAAGACCGCGAGAACAUCUUGCGAGCAAGGGCAUCUGGAAAGGGAGUGUUGACAUCUCCUUUCAAACUUUUGAAAUCGAACCACCUGGGAGUUGUACUCACAUUUGCUGUCUAUAAUACCGACCUCCCUGAUGCUACACCAGAACAAAGAAUUGAUGCCACUGUUGGGUAUCUUGGCGCAUCUUAUGAUGUACCAUCUCUAGUGGAGAAGCUUCUGCACCAACUUUCCAGCAAGCAAACAAUUGUCGUGAAUGUUUACGAUACAACUAAUGCAACCGCUCCCAUUCUCAUGUAUGGUACUGAUGUUACUGAUACUGGCCUUCUGCAUGUCAGUAGCCUUGACUUUGGUGAUCCAUUGCGGAAGCAUGAAAUGCAUUGCAGGUUCAAGCAUAAACCUCCUUUACCCUGGCCAGCAAUAAAUGCAUCAGUUGGGCUCCUUGUUAUUACUCUUCUUGUUGGCCACAUCUUUCAUGCAGCCAUUAAUAGGAUUGCAAAAGUUGAGGAGGACUAUCGUGAGAUGAUGGAGCUCAAAGCUCGUGCUGAAGCUGCGGACGUGGCAAAAUCUCAGUUUCUUGCAACUGUUUCCCAUGAAAUAAGGACCCCAAUGAAUGGUGUUUUAGGUAUGCUGCAAAUGCUGAUGGAGACUGAUCUGGAUGUAAACCAAAUGGACUAUGCCAAUACUGCUCAUACUAGCGGAAAGGAUCUAAUUGCACUGAUCAAUGAAGUUCUAGAUCAGGCUAAGAUAGAAUCAGGCCGGCUAGAAUUGGAAGCAGUUCCCUUUGAUCUGCGUUCUGUUCUUGAUAAUGUUCUAUCACUAUUUUCAGGAAAAUCCAAUGAAAAAGGGAUUGAGUUGGCUGUUUAUGUUUCUGACCGGCUCCCUGAAGUUGUUAUUGGUGACCCUGGACGGUUUCGGCAGAUAAUUACAAAUCUUGUUGGAAAUUCGAUAAAGUUUACACGCGACAAAGGGCAUGUGUUUGUUUCUGUGCAUCUGGCAGAUGAAGUGAGAAGCCCUCUUGAUGCCAGGGAUGCAGUGCUUAAACAAGGCCUGGAGUUAGUUCAGGAUACAUCAAGCAAAGUUUAUGACUCAUUGAGUGGGUUUCCUGUUGUCAACCGAUGGAAAAGUUGGGAGAAAUUUAAAAAGUCAAGCUGCAUAGAUUCUAGGGAUGAACCUGAAAUGAUUAGACUACUAGUUACAGUUGAGGAUACAGGAGUGGGAAUACCAGAAGAUGCACAGGGAAAUAUUUUCACGCCUUUUAUGCAAGCUGACAGUUCCACUUCACGAAAAUAUGGUGGAACUGGAAUAGGAUUAAGCAUUAGCAAAUGUCUGGUGGAUCUCAUGGGUGGGGAGAUUGGGUUUGUUAGUGAAUGUGGCAUUGGCAGUACCUUUUCAUUUAUUGUUUCUUUCAGAAAAGGAGAAUCAACUUCUCUGGAUACAAAGUGGCAGCCUUAUGAUCCAGCUGUUUUGGAGGUCCGAGGAGGGAGAGCCCUGGUAAUUGAUGAAAGAAGUGUCCGAGCUGAGGUCACAAAAUAUCACUUGCAGAGGUUGGGAAUAACUGCAGAUGUAGCUCCCAGUCUGAAGUCAGCAUGUGCAUAUCUAUCUAGUGGUUACUGCACAAGUAUUCCAGCCGAUUUGCCUAUAGUUCUUAUUGACAAAGACGCAUGGGACAAAGAAUCUGGCAUUGCUUUCCAUCAUUUGCUGAAAAUGCCCAAGAAAAAUGACGGGACAGAUAUCCAGGUAGACCUUUCAAAGAUUUUUCUCUUGGCUACCACCAUCAGCUCUGAUGAACGCUUAGAGCUAAAAACCUCUGGUUUAGUAGAUAAUGUACUGGUGAAGCCUCUUCGGUUAAGUGUCUUAAUCGCUUGCUUCCAAGAAGCUUUUGGAAGCGGUAAGAAGAGUGAAGUAAAUAGGAAGAAACCACCAGCACUUCAGAAUUUACUGAGAGGAAAACAAAUUUUGGUGGUGGAUGACAAUUUGGUAAACAGAAGAGUGGCUGAGGGUGCUCUUAAAAAGCAUGGAGCAAUUGUUACCUGUGUGGAGAGUGGCAAGGCUGCUUUAGAAAAGCUUAAACCACCACACAGUUUUGACGCUUGCUUCAUGGACUUCCAAAUGCCAGAAAUGGAUGGCUUUGAAGCCACACGUCAAAUCCGGUCUAUGGAGAGUCAGUUUAAUGAGAAAAUUGCAUCUGGGAAAGCAUCAAUGGAGCUACCUGGAAAUGUAGCAUAUUGGCACACACCAAUAUUGGCAAUGACAGCUGAUGUGAUUCAGGCAACAAAUGAAGAAUGUCUAAAGUGUGGGAUGGAUGGUUAUGUGUCAAAGCCAUUUGAAGAUGAGAAGCUUUACAAUGCUGUGACACGGUUUUUUUAGUCUAGUUGAUAGAGUGGAUUGACAUGCUAGAAGUUGCUUACAUCUCUUCAGCCUGCUGGCUGAUCCAUGUAUUUUGGUUGACCCUAAAUGCAUUUGUUUGGCCAACUGGCAACAAGCCACUGCUACGAGGUCAUGGAAGGAAUGGUCGAUGCCACAUUCUUCUAAUCUUUCCACCCCUCGUAAUUUCUUGCAUCAUGGAAUCUGAGCUUGCGACAAACUUAUGGGUUCAAGAAUGCAUGGAUCUGGUGAGCGCAAUCAGGGUUCUUUGAUCAGUUGUUGGCACCAUUUCCCACUCUGUGAUUGCUCCAAGAUGACGAUAGCUAAAUGAUGCUGGUGGCUUUUCUGCACAUACUAGUUUUGUCUACUAUUAUUCUAUUCCCUUCUCAAUUUUGUUUUCCAAAUUCUUCAUUCUUGUAGGCAGUUCAUAAAAUGUCACAAUGCUGCAUUCUUUGAACUCUAAUGAGAUGAUCAAUUCGUCUUUCUACCCUUGAUGGAUUUGUGCAUAAGAACAUGUGCAAGCUAAUGAGGUUAGAAUGUUGAACGAGCCAUCUAAUUAGGGUUGGGUACAGCAUUAUGACAUUUUAAUAUUUAUCUAAAUAUUCUCCCUCCAAGGAACAGCACAAUAAUAGCAGGCGAUGAACAUAUGAUGUGGUGAAGCCCCAGAGUGUACAGGAAACCGCAGUUACCAUGAGGCUUUAUAGGGAGCAGAUUUUUUUUUUUAUUCAAGUGUGAAUUUGUAUUCAUUCUGAUUGGUUCCUAUGGUCUUGCAUGUAGAUGAGAAUGAGGUGCUGUGACUGUUGGUUAUGUGUAAAGUAGGAGCUGUUUGUAACUCGUUCAUUCUUCGUUGUAUCAUAAAUUGUAACAUUGUAUUGUAUACGGUGUGAAUAUGAAGUUAACUAGAUUCUUUUUUGGGGGCAAA